UCAAAAGCGAUACUCUCUUUUUUUUGGCACAAAUCAAAAGCGAUGCUCUGCUCCUUUGGGAUAAUUUAAUCAAACAUUUGGCCUUUCUGUUUGGUCGUUUGCCCAAGCAUGCUAGUUAUACACAUACUCCCGGCCCUCACGGUCUUUGUUUCACCCGUGUCAAAGACUCGAGAGACAAUCGUAGAGCCAAGAGACAGCGGUGAGUGAGAAGGGGGGAUUUUACGGCGGCCAGCAUGGGGAACGAAAGCGUGGAAGAAGCUCUCCUGCACACGGAUGGCAGCGGCGGCCGCCUGGGGCUGGGAGUGGGCGAGGAAGUGAAGAAGCAGCUAUGGCUGGCGGGGCCGCUCAUCGCCGGCGCGCUGCUGCAGAACCUGAUCCAGAUGAUCUCCGUCAUGUACGUCGGCCACCUCGGCGAGCUCGCCCUCGCCGGCGCCUCCAUGGCCAGCUCCUUCGCCUCCGUCACCGGCUUCAGCCUCCUGCUUGGAAUGGCAAGUGCACUGGACACUCUGUGCGGGCAAGCAUUCGGAGCCAGGCAGUACCAUCUCCUGGGCAUCUACAAGCAACGAGCAAUGGUGAUCCUGACCCUGGUCAGCAUCCCGCUGGCCGUGGUCUGGUUCUACACGGGCGAGAUCCUGCUCCUGUUCGGGCAGGACCCCGACAUCGCCGCCGAGGCCGGCACCUUCGCCCGGUGGAUGCUCCCGAUGCUCUUCGCCUACGGGCUGUUGCAGUGCCACGUCCGCUUCCUGCAGACGCAGAACAUCGUGCUCCCGGUCAUGGCCAGCGCCGGCGCAACCGCGGCGUUCCACCUCCUCCUGUGCUGGCUGCUCGUCUACGCCGCCGGGAUGGGCAGCAAGGGCGCCGCCCUCAGCAACGCCAUCUCCUACUGGAUCAAUGUGGUCAUACUGGCCGUGUACGUCAGGGUGUCGGGUUCUUGCAGCAAGACGUGGACGGGGUUCUCCACGGAGGCAUUUCAUGAUGUGCUCAGCUUCUUCAGGCUCGCUGUUCCGUCUGCGCUCAUGGUCUGCUUGGAAAUGUGGUCCUUCGAGCUCAUAGUGCUCCUUUCAGGCCUCCUUCCCAAUCCAAAGCUGGAGACUUCCGUGCUAUCUAUCAGCCUCAACACUGCCGCCUUCGUGUGGAUGAUCCCCUUUGGCCUCGGCUCUGCCAUAAGCACCCGUGUCUCAAACGAGCUCGGUGCAGGGCGCCCCAACGCGGCGCGCCUUGCGGUGCGCAUCGUCGUCUUCUUGGCCAUCGCUGAAGGACUCAUCAUGGGGUUGGUGCUCGUCUGCGUGCGCUACGUGUGGGGGCAUGCCUACAGCAACGUGGAGGAAGUUGUGACUUACGUUGCUAAGAUGCUGCUGAUCAUCUCGGUGUCCAACUUCUUCGACGGUAUUCAGUGUGUCCUUUCAGGAGUGGCUAGAGGCUGUGGAUGGCAAAAGAUUGGUGCUUGGAUCAACCUUGGAGCCUACUACAUCGCUGGCGUCCCUUCGGCUUACCUCAUAGCCUUUGUCUUGCAUGUUGGCGGGAUGGGCCUUUGGUUUGGCAUCAUCUGUGGCCUGAUGGUGCAAGUCCUGCUGCUCAUGGCCAUCACCAUAUGCACAGACUGGGAUAAAGAGGCGGCAAAAGCGAAGAAUAGAGUCUUCAGUUCUUCUCUCCCGAUAGAUUUCGCUACGUGAACAGGAUGCAAUUUUGGCCUGUGAAGUGAACCAACUGGGAAACGAAGGUCAUGCCAUUAAUCUGGGUAGUCAAAUAAACAUUAAACCAGAGAGCAGAAUGGGCUACAUGUACGUACUGGAGCCUUCUUAUCAUGGGGUAGGGGUUGGUGGGUAUCACCUAUUGUUUUCCACCGCAAUUGUGAACCCUGGUCCCCUUGUGGAUAGCAAUUUUGUAAACCGGAAACUUGGGAAUGGCAUGAAUGGGGCAGAGGAGACAAGAAUUGAAAAGACAAAGACAUUUUAGUGGAUCUUUCGUAAAACUAGCUAAA
This is a messenger RNA of Brachypodium distachyon (stiff brome), 1981 nucleotides long. RefSeq names its product protein DETOXIFICATION 16. The record is from RefSeq and is a predicted model, not a curated record. Gene Ontology annotation, molecular function: xenobiotic transmembrane transporter activity; antiporter activity. Gene Ontology annotation, biological process: xenobiotic detoxification by transmembrane export across the plasma membrane. The transcript has 8 exons. Gene Ontology annotation, cellular component: membrane. NCBI's taxonomy places the organism in Eukaryota, Viridiplantae, Streptophyta, Magnoliopsida, Poales, Poaceae. Bases 234 to 1673 code for a protein of 479 amino acids.